This is a messenger RNA of Trametes versicolor FP-101664 SS1, 1005 nucleotides long. Its product is annotated as NAD-P-binding protein. NCBI's taxonomy places the organism in Eukaryota, Fungi, Basidiomycota, Agaricomycetes, Polyporales, Polyporaceae. The record is from RefSeq and is a predicted model, not a curated record. The transcript has 8 exons. The coding region runs from base 1 to 1005 and encodes 334 amino acids.
AUGGCCAGCUGGGGUCAGCAUGCUCAAGGAGAAUGGUCCGUGGAUGAUAUGCCGGACCAAACUGGAAAGGUAUUCCUCAUAACUGGAGGAAAUACGGGGCUUGGUAAGCUCUCACAAUCUCGAGCCGCGCUGCUCAGACGAAACGCGAAGGUAUACAUCACCAGUCGAGAUCGAGAGCGUGGCCAACAAGCACUCGAACGGCUUCGGAGGAUCUCAGAAACAAUUCACGUUCUACCGCUGGACCUGUCCGACUUACAUUCAGUUCGAAGAGCAGCGCUUGAAUUCAUGCGACGCGAGAAAUACCUUCACGUCCUCAUCAACAAUGCCGGCGUAAUGUGCACCCCAGCUGCACUUCUGACCCACCAGUGCUACGACUUCCAAUUCGGUGUAAACGCGCUUGGGCACUUCUACCUCACCCAUCUUCUCUUGCCAGUUCUCCUGACCACCGCAAGCGCCGUUGCGCGUGCCCUCGACAAGGUGCGCGUGGUCCACUACACCUGCACGCUUCCGCUAUCGAGCCGAGUCGACUACACAACCCUCAUGGACGGGCCUGUGCGGCGGAAACGAACGCCCGGGCAACUUUAUCAGCAAUCUAAGCUGGCAGACCUGCUUCUCGCAGUAGAAUUGGCCGACCAGUAUGCCGACCAGGGUAUUGUGUCCAUCGCGGUAAACCCAGGAAACACGUUCACCGAGCUGACGAGACAUACUAAAGGCGUCGGAACCGCCAUCUGGAACAUGCUCUCGCACGACGUCUCGAAGGGCAUCAUCUCCCCGCUCUUCGCAGCAACCGCUCCCAUAGUCUUGGACAUGAACGGAAAGCUUCUUGGCCCCCGCGCACGAGUGCAAGAUAUCCCCACAUCCAUGAUGGAACGGUGCGCCGGGGAGACGCUGUGGGACUGGCUGGCUGCCCAGACAGAAUGCUUUGAGAUCGUCAACGGUAUCGGGCCUAUAUUCCGAUUCCACAAAGAAUCGGUCUUGCCUAUGAGAAAUGGCUCGGUCACGUGA